Messenger RNA from Pipistrellus kuhlii (Kuhl's pipistrelle), 1629 nucleotides. It is a transcript of the gene TMEM239, whose product is annotated as transmembrane protein 239. The coding region runs from base 194 to 643 and encodes 149 amino acids. The record is from RefSeq and is a predicted model, not a curated record. The transcript has a single exon. NCBI's taxonomy places the organism in Eukaryota, Metazoa, Chordata, Mammalia, Chiroptera, Vespertilionidae.
CUGCCAGGCCAUCGUGGGCGCCGCAGGAAGCAACAUGACUUAGGGAGGGAAUCUCUGCCCAGAGGUGAGACCCAGACCCCAGCUCAAAGCCCCGCCUCAUCCACACAGGUGCCCUCCUGACCCCUGCACCCCCGGCACCUCCGGGGGCUGCUCCUGCAGCUGGCCUAGCCUCUCCCCAGGUGCACCACCUGUGAUGCAACAGCCUCGAGUGCAGACGGAUGCCAUCGGGGCCGGCGAGGGGCCGCAGCGGGCGCUGCCCUGGACGGCCUGGGUCACGCGGCAGGACUGGGUGCGCUGGUGCCUGUGCCACGUGCCCCAGAGCUGGACCCACUGGUGGGCCACGUCCAGCUGGCGGCAGCCGCUGCAGCGCAUGCUGUGGAACCUGGAGGGGGUCCUCUACCUGCUGCUGGCGCUGAUGCUGUGCCACGCGCUCUUCACGACCGGCUCCCACCUGCUGAGCUCCCUGUGGCCCGUGGCGGCCGCGGCGUGGCGCCAUCUGCUGCCAGCCAUCCUGCUGCUGGUGCUCAGCGCCCUCCCGGCCCUGCUCUUCACCGCCUCCUUCCUGCUGCUGUUCUCCACGCUGCUGAGCCUCGUGGGCCUCCUCACCUCCAUGUCUCACCCAGGCUACGCGCAGGACCAAUAGAAGGGCAACCCAUCCCGCUGCCUGUGUGUGUUAGCCCUGGCCCGAGGCCCGAGGCCCGAGGCCCCGAGGGAGAGGGAGGGCAGGGAGACCAGGGCCUUCCUGCUUCAACCGGCCCAGACGUCCAGGCCCUAGCACAGGUGGUGGCAUGGGUGAGGCUGCUGGAGCUGGCAAGGUAGACUGGCCUGACCCUGGGCACCUCCCGCAAGCUGCUGCUGCUGCAGGUACUUGGUGUGGGGGGCCAGGGGCUAUGAGGAGAAGGGGAUAGGGCAGGAGGCUUAGCUUGGCCAAGCCACUAAGAGCUCCCAUGUGGUUGUGGUGACACCUCUGGGGCCCUCUUAGCAACUGGCAACAUCUUUUUCUUGCAGCUGUCUCAGCUUCAGACUCACUGAGAGCUUCCACCUGGGUACCCCUGGACUCGCCAUGCCUCCCACCAACGCUCUUUUUCCACUUGCUCUAGAAAGGGCCCACUGGCGGGAGCCUAGCUAGAAGGGGGCUGGCCACACGCCCCAGGAGACUCCAACUAACUCACCUCCCAGACCUCCCUGGCCAGACAUUCCCCUGCUUAGAGCCUGCCUCAGUCCACACCCCCGGGUCUGGAAAAUGGGCUGAAUAGGGUAGUGAGAUUCCCAGAGAGUACCCACUCUUUACGUCUCCUGAGGUCUGUUCUGGAAUAACAAACAAGUCCCAUUCCACCCGCCUACACAUGUGGCCUUGGCCAGUUAAUUCUCUUUGAGCUUGUGCUAAGUGCGCCAAAAGCAACACCGAUGUAUGAAGUACUUUGUAAAGUCCAGGAAACAAUAAGAUACUAUAUUGAACUCUUGAGAACGUUCUGUAGACUCAAAAGGUCUUUGGAGCCCCACGGCCAUAGAAAGAGCAAGAAGCUUCCCUAGGCCUGAGGCAAAAAUGUUCUGCCGUGAGCAGAAUCACAGUGGUAAACAGAGGAUGGGAUGGGUGUGGACAAGAUGUAAAAAUGUCAUGUGUCAUGA